GGCACUGCCCUCGGGAACUGGCGCUCCCGUGAAGUAGGAGCCGCAGACCGCCCGCCUGCACCCAGCCGUUCCGCGCCGCGGCCGCUCAGCCUCUGCCAUGGCCGGCUCUGGCGCGUGGAAGCGCUUCAAAUCUCUGCUGAGGAAGGAUGAUGCGCCACUGUUUCUGAAUGACACCAGCGCCUUUGACUUCUCCGAUGAGGUGGGGGACGAGGGGCUUUCUAGGUUUAACAAACUUCGAGUUGUGGUGGCCGAUGAUGGUUCCGAAACCCGGGAAAGGCCUAUAAACGGGGCGCACUCGGCCCUCCAGGCCGACGAUGAUUCCUUACUGGACCAGGACUUAAAUUUGACCAACAGUCAGCUGAGUUUGAAGGUGGACCCCUGUGACAACUGCAGCAAACAGAAAGAGUUACUGAAGCAGAGAAAGGUGAAAACCAGGUUGACCAUUGCUGCCGUUCUUUAUUUACUUUUCAUGAUUGGAGAACUUGUAGAGGUUUUGUCAGCUAUGAUUAGUGUGCUGUUAGUGUAUAUACUUAUGGGAUUCCUCUUAUAUGAAGCUGUGCAAAGAACUAUCCAUAUGAACUACGAAAUAAAUGGAGAUAUAAUGCUCAUCACCGCAGCUGUUGGAGUUGCAGUUAACGUAAUAAUGGGGUUUCUGUUGAAGCAGUCUGGUCACCAUCACUCCCAUUCCCACUCCCUGCCUUCAAAUUCUCCUACCAUAGGUUCUGGAUAUGGACAUGGACAUGGGCAGGAUAGCCUGGCAGUGAGAGCUGCAUUUGUACAUGCCUUGGGGGAUUUAGUACAGAGUGUUGGUGUGCUAAUAGCUGCAUACAUCAUACGAUUCAAGCCAGAAUACAAGAUUGCUGAUCCCAUCUGUACAUAUAUAUUUUCAUUACUUGUGGCUUUUACAACAUUUCGCAUCAUAUGGGACACAGUAGUUAUAAUACUGGAAGGUGUACCAAGCCAUUUGAAUGUAGAUUGUAUCAAAGAAGCCUUGAUGAAAAUAGAAGAUGUAUAUUCAGUGGAAGAUUUAAAUAUCUGGUCUCUCACUUCAGGAAAAUCUACUGCCAUAGUUCAUAUACAGCUAAUUCCUGGAAGUUCAUCUAAAUGGGAGGAAGUACAGUCAAAAGCAAAACAUUUAUUAUUGAACACAUUUGGCAUGUAUAAAUGUACUGUUCAGCUUCAGAGUUACAGGCAAGAAGUGGACAGAACUUGUGCAAAUUGUCAGAGUUCCAGUCCCUAAUUUUAUAUAUUUUGGGGACUACUGCCUUAUUUAUCCUGUAGUCACAGACUUGAGAGCAAUAAAUGCAAACCUAAAUGAGAAAAUGGAAUCCCUGACAGCUGUGUCCAUAUCAAGCACCAGUCUCUCAAAACAGUCACUCCAGCCUGACAGUGCUAGUCUCCAUUUAAUGGCAAAAUGAGACUUCACCAUGAUUUUCAGAUGAAGAUGUUUCCAAAACAGUAUGUUUACAGUAUGAGAUGUGACUCUACAGAUACCUCAUAGAAGACAAUCCAAGACCAUACUUCAUUAAUUUGACAGAGUACAUGUCUUAAAGAAAGCAUUAAGAAUUAAUUAUUUGCUUUUAAUAAUACUUUUAAAGGCCAUUUUAUAUCAAGCCAGUACUGGAAAACUGAAUUUUUUUAUUAUGUCAUCUUGGCACCUAGUUUCUGGAAUUGCUGCUCUCUUUUUACAGAAAUUAUUCCUCAACAGAUUUCAGAAAGUACUAAUAAUUAUCCAGAGAAUGGAAUAAGCAUGUAUUCCCAAGUGUUUCAGAAGUGUUUUAUUUCACAAAUAAGUAUUAAUGUUAUUGUUAUAGUUACUUGAUAAAGAGUUUUUUCCAGAUGUUGUAAGGUUUUGAAUCUCAAAGUUAACAUUUUUGAUUAUUUGUAAUCUUAGCAGAAUCAAAUCUUUACAUAUUGUGGUCACUGUCAUUAAAUUAUUUAGGAAAUAUUUUCAAUAUUAUUUUGAAUGGCAGAAGUUAGUCUUAAACUCAAAUUACUAUCUGAUGAUUUAAAACAAAAUAAAGGAGUGAGGAUGGAGUA
Galeopterus variegatus (Sunda flying lemur) is the source of this 2040-nucleotide messenger RNA. RefSeq names its product solute carrier family 30 (zinc transporter), member 4 (gene SLC30A4). The transcript is spliced from 6 exons. Gene Ontology annotation, cellular component: plasma membrane. The record is from RefSeq and is a predicted model, not a curated record. Gene Ontology annotation, molecular function: zinc ion transmembrane transporter activity. Lineage: Eukaryota; Metazoa; Chordata; Mammalia; Dermoptera; Cynocephalidae. Gene Ontology annotation, biological process: response to zinc ion; zinc ion transmembrane transport. The coding region runs from base 98 to 1240 and encodes 380 amino acids.